AUGGAGCCGACUAUGCAUGUGCUUGAUCCAGAAGGCGAUACUCUUCUUACUCUUGCCAGUCCGAACCCACCAUUUGUAACGAGUUACUCUCUGUGGCGAAUUGCUCUGCCACAGUAUAAUACCUGGGAAACGAGAAACAAGGAGCGGUUAUUAUGGACCGCCCCAGAUGAAUCAGUCAAAAUAUUUACAACGGACCUUACAAUAAAAAUGCAGCUCUCAUCAAAGCAUUUAAAGUUAGCGUCUGAUUAUUUUAGGACGAUGAUGGCCGGCAACAACUGGAAAGAAUCUACACCCAAAGAUGGCUUCUCAUUUUCUGUGACCGCGAACGGCUGGAAUGAAGAAGCGUUGCUUACCGUUAUGCGCAUACUUCAUGGCCGAACAAAAGUAAUACCACGCACAAUCAGCCUUGAAAAGCUAGCCAAAAUAGCUGUCGUUAUUGAUUACUAUAACCUUCACGAGGCUAUUGAUUUCUCCGCAAAAGAGUGGAUUUAUAACUUAAAAGAGCCCCCACCUACUUCCUUCGGAAGAACUCUGCUGCUAAGAUUCUUGGUAUCCUGGGUGUUUUCAGAAGUCUACACUUUCCGACAAUUGUCGAAGAUCAUCAUACAAGAGAGCAGGGGUCCGGUUAACGCUCAAAGCUUACCAAUCCCAAAGGCUAUUAUCGACGCUCUUGAUCAGAAAAGGCAAGAACUUGUAUCUGGGGUUAUUUCGGGUCUUGAGAGCCUUCAGGGAAAGCUUCGUGAAAUACCAGGUGAAUGCGUAUUUGACUGCUCCGCAAUGACACUGGGCGCUCUUAUGAUAGAUAUGAAAACAAUGGGUCUUGAUCCUCUGCCAAAGUCACCAUUUCACGGCUAUAGUUUCAUGACCUUGAAAGAGUGUGUCGAAAACAUCCAGGAGCCAAGUUAUAACCACAUCAAUCAUAAAACAUCUCAGCCCGUUAGGCAGUCAAUCGCUAAUAGGUAUGAAUAUUCGAAGCCUGAACCUCGCAGCUGCAGUCUCAUGGCGAAGAUCAAUUCAAUAAUCAAUGAACAACUUGGCAAAAUAGAUGGAUUGGAUUUAAAUAGUUUUAUUGAUAGAAGCUAA
This is a messenger RNA of Trichoderma gamsii, 1083 nucleotides long. RefSeq lists its product as hypothetical. The coding region runs from base 1 to 1083 and encodes 360 amino acids. NCBI's taxonomy places the organism in Eukaryota, Fungi, Ascomycota, Sordariomycetes, Hypocreales, Hypocreaceae. The transcript has 2 exons. The record is from RefSeq and is a predicted model, not a curated record.